CUGUUACACAAAAUUGAAGAGUUGAAAACAGUGCCAUGUUCUGCAAACGUUCACCUGGCUUGAUCUUCUCUUACGACGCAACAUCAUGGAUACCAUAGUUGAAAACAAGGACGUCCUCUUUCCGCAAGUCUUUUCUCACCUCGCCGAGGUCGAAGCACAGCCUGCCACAGUUUUACUGGAUGAAGAACUGCUGAGGCGAGCAGAACGAUCGCUCGACGCGUCAACCUCGAGAGACCUCUUAUGGCGGCUUUUGGCAACCGGCGAAAAGCUUCUUCAAAUACUGCAACAGGAACCUAGGCCUCUCACUCGACUGCUGGAACGCAAUGUUUCCCUACUUCCCUUCGAUGAACUAAAAGGUACCAUUUCCACCGAAAAGCUCCAGGAAGGCCUGACCUCUCCCUCCAUAUCUGUCCAACUGUUGUGUCUUGCGUAUUUGCAAAAAGCUGCAGACUCGCCAAGCGGUGCUUCAUUCGUUGCGGCGAGCUCCCCACUAGUUCAAUGCCUGCUCACGAUCUGGCUGUCAUCCGAAAGCACAGAGAUUGCGGAGCGCUGUUUGGAGGCCAUCGAGGCCCUUCUAGCCGUCGACAGUCAUAGCAGCUUCACAGUAGUAUCGACCAAGGAUCGUUUGGCAGAGGCGCAGGGACAGGGUCUCUUAUGGCGAAGGAUAUUUACAGACCCCCAGGUCUAUUCAAUCAUGUUUGAGUGGACGUCCCUCCGGGUGUCGAAUCGCGACGUCAAGACGAAGAAAGGUAUGCAGCUUGUGACAAUAUCGCAGGCCAGGCUUUUCGACUAUAUUGCAAGACUGGCGAAUUACGACUGGGCUGCAAUAUCUACCACCACAUUGCCUGCAGUUGAAUCGAGGUUCAUGGGAGAAGGCGUCGAUGAUCAGCCCUACGGUGGCUUACUACGUUACGCUGCGUCUCAUAUGAUUGACCAACGAGAUAUUUUGAUGGAAGUCCUCAGACAAGAUUUCUUUAUGAAGCUUCUUGCUGUGAUCCAAGAAGGCAACCCUCAGAGUGUCCCUCCGCGCCUGCUGGAGGCUCUUCAGAACCAAGCCGGCAUCGAUCCUACAAAAGACGACGAACGGAAUGGCGUGCAUCUUUGAAAAUUGUCUUCUCGGAUCAACAUUUUCUGGCCUAGCGCCUACAAAAAGGUGAAAAUUCUUGGAUGAUAUAAGGUCAUGACCUGAUCGAACGGAAGUCAAUCCUUGCGGACUGUCUGAUCGGACCUCGUCUAGCUCCACUCUUCAUCAAAAGGACCAACUGUCUCUGUCUCGAAUAUAGCUUACCUCCUCCUCUUGCAUUGUCUUCACUAUCUAUUCCGCAUCGUCACUCGUGGGCAUCACCGUCGCCCCCCUCAUGAAAAUUCACAUCUGUGAAAUAACAACCGGAAGGUCCAUCAUGUCCUCCAGAAAGAAGUCAUUUUCUCCUUUUACGAUUUCCAUAUCCUCAUUAAUAUCAUCAGUCCACCUGUGAAUGUAUACCGUCUUCAUUCCGGCUUCCUUGGCACCUCGCGUAUCAUAUGCAUGCGCUGCGACCAUAACAGCAGCCUGUGGGUCUACUUUGACCAAGUCUAGCGUCUUGCGAUAGCUCUCGGGAGCAGGCUUGUACACG
Messenger RNA from Exophiala oligosperma, 1613 nucleotides. RefSeq lists its product as uncharacterized. The transcript has a single exon. The coding region runs from base 86 to 1105 and encodes 339 amino acids. Lineage: Eukaryota; Fungi; Ascomycota; Eurotiomycetes; Chaetothyriales; Herpotrichiellaceae. The record is from RefSeq and is a predicted model, not a curated record.